Molecule: messenger RNA, 2091 nt
Organism: Penicillium samsonianum
Lineage: Eukaryota; Fungi; Ascomycota; Eurotiomycetes; Eurotiales; Aspergillaceae
Product: DUF4246 domain-containing protein
Exons: 1
Coding region: 1-2091 (696 amino acids)
Source: RefSeq, a predicted model, not a curated record
AUGACGACCCUUACUAACGCUGGCCAUGGUCUGCUUCAAGUCCCUGGAUUUGGCUCAAUCCCCCUGACUUUUGAACUUCCCCCGGAGGCCUGCUUUGCUCAUGGGCUGGUUGGAUAUCGCCACUCGCCUCGGUUGACCAAGCGAGAGAUGGCUAUGCUCCGACUCAUGCAACGUAUCACAGAGCAUCCUGGGUGGGAUCGCGCGAUACUGGACUCGGAUGAAACCAAGAUUGCGCAGUGGUACCGGGACGCCACCGAAGGAACUGAAGGGUGUCUUAUCAGUACCGCCACAUGGAAUUGGUGCCUCGCGGAAUUACACGACAAAGCGGAGACAUGGCAGGCAACGGGUCAUCUCUUGGUUUUUGAUAGCUCCUCAGCCGUGUGUCAGGCCGAUUUGUCAAUGAUCGUCUUCCCGGAGGAAAUCCAAAAGGGGGUGGCCCGACUAGGGUCACAAGGAAGCCAUGAUUCCCCCAUUGUGGAUCCGUCUCUAUUUCCGCUAGUGUACGACCGCUCCCAAGUAUUAGUCCAGGGUGGACAUGUUUCCCUGGGUAAUUUAUGGGAACUAGCUGGGAAAGUCGCCAAAGAGCUGCCGAUUGAUCCUCUCGACCAAAGAAUAUGGCCCGAGGGUCAUUUAUCCCGCACUCCUGGAUAUGGAGGGCAGGAGAGCUGUUGGUCGAAUCGCUUCCAAUGGCUUCCCUGCGAAGUGCAGUUCAGUCCCGCGAGUUCUGAAAUGCCCAACAGCACCCCCGAUGUUCGGAUUACGUCAUAUGUGAAUAAUCUCCACCCAGACUACAAUACGGAGCUGUACAGACAGCUUGAGAGCCUAAUCGCAGGCUCAGUUUCUUCCUGGAACGAGAUUCUCUUCUACGGCAAUACUCGUGGCCGCCAUCCGCCACGCAUCUUGACAUAUGGUUGUCAGGUUCACAACAACAUGGAAUAUGACAAGAUUUUUCACGAGGUGUUCCCAGUGCUCACCUGGUCUGGGCUACGUGAUACCUAUGAAGAGUGGCAGGAGCUGUGUAACGUCGCUCGCGAGUACAUCACAGGUCCUGAGCCACCGAGAUGGAAACAGGCAUAUUCUAGCAAGCAUCAAAUUCUAUUACACGAUGUCACACCAGAGCAGUGGGACUGUCCAAGAGAUGUGCAUCGUGCCCUCAAAUCUAAACGGAGGCGCAGAGCCUGGUUCGACCAUCCCGAGCCCGGCGCCUCAUUUUCGUAUGAACAAUGGAGACAGGGUCAAUUUACAGGACGCGCGAUAAGCCCGCAGCGUGUUGGGCAGUUCCCGGAUCCACUCCACCAUGAUCAUAUUCCCGUACGACUGGAGCAGAACUUUCAGCAGGAUGGUCUCCAGGUCGUCGUGGAGAUUACCCGCAUCGAACUAACGCCGGAGAAUCCCGUGUAUUCCGGGGAUACUCAUUUCCACACCGAGGGGCUGCGCAAUGACCAUAUUGUGGCCACCAGCCUAUACGUGGUGGAAGCCAAGAAUGUAACCCAGGCCCGCGUGGCGUUCGAGCAUGAGGAUAAAGUCCACGCGGGUGAGCUCGAGUGCAAGGUCCCGGAGGCGCUAUCGACUGUCCUAGAUGUGGAUCACUGGGAAAUAUUUGAGGAGAGGCCUCCUCGGGCACUACAUACCUUCGGGUCAGUUCGGAUUACAGAGGGCCAUCUUCUGAGCUGGCCUAAUACUUAUCGGUCGAAGCAAGAGUCAUUUCGCUUAAGAGAUCCCAGUCAGCCCGGAAAUAUGACCCUCGUCAAGCUUCGUCUAGUGGACCCACAUUAUCGCGUGUGCUCCACACGCAAUGUACCUCCACAGCAGCAUGACUGGUGGGCUGCUGCAGCGCGGCGGGCAGCGAAUUUGGAUAACCGCUUGCCCGGGGAGUUGGUACUUUCCGUCAUGGAACAGGCAGACUGGUGGCCUAUGUCCGCAGUUGAGGCGCGGCGCUUACGUGAAGAGUUCCACGAUCAUCACGAGCGUGCGCGAAAGGCCAUUGAGGAGUGUGUGGGGCACCAUGUGGUACUCUUUCUUCCUUACACUGAAGGGGCGGCCGGGGAUGCGACGGAAGCGACUGCUGGUGCUGGUUACGAGUCUCCUUAA